CCUAAGAUGGCGGCGGGGAGACGGUGAAGGUUGCCGGUUGCCGGUCCGGGCUCUAAGGCCGCCGUCUCCCCGUCCCCCCGCGCGCCGCGGCCAGCCCAUGGCCUGGCGGAGGCCCGGACCAUGGACCUCCGCACCGCCGUGUACAACGCCGCCCGCGACGGCAAGCUGCAGCUGCUGCAGAAGCUGCUGAGCGGCCGCAGCCGCGAGGAGCUGGAGGAGCUGACGGGCGAGGUGGCCGGCGGGGGGACGCCGCUGCUCAUCGCCGCCCGCUGCGGCCACCUGGACGUGGUGGAGUACCUGGUGGACCGGUGCGGCGCGAGCGUGGAGGCCGGCGGCUCGGUGCACUUCGAUGGCGAGACCAUCGAGGGCGCGCCGCCGCUCUGGGCCGCCUCCGCCGCCGGCCACCUGGACGUGGUGCGCAGCCUGCUGCGCCGCGGCGCCUCGGUGAACCGCACCACGCGCACCAACUCGACGCCGCUGCGCGCCGCCUGCUUCGACGGGCACCUGGAGGUGGUGCGCUACCUGGUGGGCGAGCACCAGGCCGACCUGGAGGUCGCCAACCGGCACGGCCACACGUGCCUCAUGAUCUCCUGCUACAAGGGCCACCGCGAGAUCGCCCGCUACCUGCUGGAGCAGGGCGCCCAGGUGAACCGGCGCAGCGCCAAGGGCAACACGGCCCUGCACGACUGCGCCGAGUCCGGCAGCCUGGAGAUCCUGCAGCUGCUGCUGGGCUGCAACGCCCGCAUGGAGCGCGACGGCUACGGCAUGACCCCGCUGCUGGCGGCCAGCGUGACGGGCCACACCAAUAUCGUGGAGUAUCUCAUCCAGGAGCAGCCGGGACAGGAGCAGCUCGCCCAGGAAGGCCCCUCUGCCAGCCCUGGGUGUGCUCAGCCUCCCGGGGCCCGUUGCUCCAGCUCCUCCCCGGAGGAGCCCCCUAACGGGGAAUCUUACGAAAGCUGCUGCCCCACUAGCCGGGAAGCCGCGGUGGAAGCCUUGGAAUUGCUGGGCGCCACGUAUGUGGAUAAGAAGCGGGACCUCCUGGGGGCCCUCAAGCACUGGAGACGGGCCAUGGAGUUGCGCCACCAGGGGGGCGAGUACUUGCCCAAGCCGGAGCCCCCGCAGCUGGUCCUGGCUUACGAUUACUCCAGGGAGGUGAGCACCACGGAGGAGCUGGAGGCGCUGAUCACCGACCCCGACGAGAUGCGGAUGCAGGCCCUGCUGAUCCGCGAGCGAAUCCUGGGCCCCUCGCACCCCGACACUUCCUAUUACAUCCGCUACAGGGGUGCCGUGUACGCGGACUCCGGCAACUUCGAGCGCUGCAUCCACCUGUGGAAGUACGCCCUGGACAUGCAGCAGAGCAGCCUGGAGCCCCUGAGCCCUAUGACGGCCAGCAGCUUCCUCUCGUUCGCUGAACUCUUCUCCUACGUGCUGCAAGACCGGGCGGCGAAGGGCAACCUGGGCAUGCAAAUCGGCUUCACGGAUCUCAUGGGGGUGCUCAGCAAAGGGGUCCGGGAGGUGGAGCGGGCACUGCAGCUCCCCAAGGAGCCUGGGGACUCGGCCCAGUUCACCAAGGCCCUGGCCAUCAUCCUCCACCUGCUCUACCUGUUGGAGAAGGUGGAGUGCAGCCCGGCCCAGGAGCACCUGAAGCACCAGACCGUCUACCGGCUGCUCAAGUGCGCCCCCCGCGGCAAGAACGGCUUCACCCCCCUGCACAUGGCCGUGGACAAGGACACAACAAACGUGGGCCGCUACCCGGUGGGCAGGUUCCCCUCCCUGCAGGUGGUGAAGGUGCUGCUGAGCUGCGGGGCCGACCCCGACAGCAGGGACUUCGACAACAACACCCCAUUGCACAUAGCAGCCCAGAACGACUGCCCGGCCAUCAUGAACGCACUGAUCGAGUCGGGCGCCCACAUGGACGCCACUAACGCCUUCAAGAAGACAGCCUACGAGCUGCUGGAUGAGAAGCUGCUGGCCAAGAACACAGUGCAGCCCUUCAACUACGUGACCCUCCAGUGCCUCGCCGCCCGAGCCUUGGACAGGAACAAGAUCCCCUACAAGGGCUUCAUCCCGGAGGAGCUGGAGGCCUUCAUCGAACUGCACUGAGCUGCCCAGAGUGUCUGCCUCGGAAAGCAGAAAGUGGGGGAAAGCAGUUUGAUGUGUAGCAGAUGCCCACUCUUGCCUUCUCUCAGUGAGUGCACCCGGUAGCACCAGACAGGAAGGGGGCUCUCCUGCCCUCGGUCCCGUCCCGUUAGCCUCCUCGGAGAGAGGAACGGAUCCUCGGGGUUGUGUAGCGGGAGAACCACCCAUCUGUCAUCGGGCGGGAGAGGACAAUGGCUCUUCCCCACAUCCUCUGCCUCGGUUUCCAAGGCCUCUUCUUGCCUUCCUGCUUAGAAGCAGAGGGAUUGAAGCCAUGGCCUGCCUUCCCUUCUAGAAACACAGGAAGAGGUUGAGAAUCGAGUCCGUCUCUUUGCCACCACACGUGGCUGAAUAAAUCGAGCCGCCACCGGCAGUGUUAGGACUGUGGGUUCCCACGGUCGAAAGCACGGAUCUCAAGAAGCAAGGCCACGUUUUGUGUCUUCCUGUGCUGUCACGGCCUCCUCCCGUGUUGCCAUCGUCUCGGAGCAGGUCGUGGGGGCUCCUUGAGUAGGAUGGCCUGCCUGCCCCUUAGACAGCUUGCGGUUGGUUUGGUGUCGUGUUUAUUUAGCAAGCAGACAGGUUACAAGCGCUGCACUGGGAGCCCGGAGAUUUUGCUGCUGCUUUUUUAAGCAUUUUGCUUCUUGGACUUGUUUGUUGUGCCUGGAGUGGCUGAGGCAGUCAGGGAAUGAGCUUUGUUGUGUGAAUAAUUUGGUGAGCAAAGUAAAAGACUCCUAAAACUUGGGCAACUGUCCUUUGUUUAAGAAAAAGAAAAACAAAACUUCACUCUUUGGUCUUUUACUUGGGCCUCCCAUAUUUCCAUUCUCAUUAGAAAUCUCUUUUCCCAACCAAAGUCAGGUCAAGUGCCAAAGGAGCCAGUCUGAAGACCAUUUUCCAGCCAGCAAGAAAUAUCGUGGCUGGUGGCGAUUUUGUUUUAUCCUGGUCUCUUGAGUUAAAACUCCAGGCCGCUUCAGCUUUGCAAGUUGGCGUGCAGGGUGGUGGACUGUGUGCAACCCCAAGGGGCCCUAGACACUUUCUUCAGCUGCUCAGAGAAUCUGAAUCCAGGUCGUACUGAGAAAAGCAUCAGAGCAGUAUUAAUUCAACGAAGCAACCGGAUAAGACAGUGAAGCAGCCAGGACAAGUUGUCUGUUAAGAUUUGUACAAAAAAUUGCAGUUACCCAUCGCUCAGGAUAAAGUUCUGGUGCAAGGGAACCUGCUGGGGUGAGAUUUACCUCGGACGUGAUCCCACGUAUUGCCAUAGCAGGCAGCAGAUGCCUGGCCUGUCCGGAGAAGAGCGGGUAGCAGAAGGUGAAACCGCUGCUCCUGCAGCCCCAGGGGAAGGUCAUGUUCGGGGAGAGCCGAGUUCUAACCACCCACAGACCAACUGACAGGAGCUAAGCAGGUGACCGAGCUCCCCUUUAAGGAAACUAAGUCUCGUUUGGAUUUGCAGUGGUUAGUUAGGACAUGGUUUAUUUACAAGACAAGAUCUUAACUUCCGUCGAGGCGGAAACUGCAGUCACCAAACCCUUUCCAAAGCCCUGAAUGAAGAAAUGAGAUGGCUUAAGUUUCUGCAUCAGCGCUGGUGUUUAAAUCAUUAAAAAGCAGAUGUUCGAAGAGA
Messenger RNA from Choloepus didactylus (southern two-toed sloth), 3751 nucleotides. It is a transcript of the gene FEM1A, whose product is annotated as fem-1 homolog A. The transcript has a single exon. NCBI's taxonomy places the organism in Eukaryota, Metazoa, Chordata, Mammalia, Pilosa, Megalonychidae. Gene Ontology annotation, molecular function: protein binding. The record is from RefSeq and is a predicted model, not a curated record. The coding region runs from base 121 to 2103 and encodes 660 amino acids.